GAUUUGAGCUGUACUCUGACACCGAUAAAUAAAUCCCUUUCAGUACCGAGAUCUCUGAACAUUAAGAACAAGAUUACCCGUCGAGGAGAAGGAAGCUCCCCGGAUCUCGCAGAGCGAUGGAUCAGUAUUCCCCUGCCACCUUCGCCGCCGGAAUCGCAGGGAACGUGUUCGCCUUCGUGCUGUUCGUGUCGCCGGUGCCGACGUUCGGGAGGAUCGUCAGGAACCGGUCGACGCAGGAGUUCUCGGGCUCGCCGUACGUGUACUCGCUGAUGAACUGCUUGAUCUGCAUGUGGUACGGGAUGCCGUGGGUGGCCGGCGUCGUGCUCGUCGCCACCGUCAAUUCCGCCGGCGCCGCCUUCCAGAUGGCUUACGUCGCCCUCUUCCUCUUCUACGCGGACCGAACCAGAAAGAUAAGGAUUGCAGUGAUGCUCAUAGCUGUUCUUUGCGCCUUCGCGGCUAUUGUUUACCUAAGCUUGGAGUUCUUAGAUAAGCCAGCGUGGAAAGCAUUAGUCGGAUACUUGAGCGUUGCUUCACUGAUCUCCAUGUUUGCUUCUCCAUUGUUCAUCAUGAAUUUGGUGAUCAGGACUAGAAGUGUGGAGUUCAUGCCAUUCUACUUAUCCCUUGCCACAUUCUUGAUGAGCCUAUCUUUCUUUGCAUAUGGAGGGCUAUUGCAUGACUACUUCAUAUAUAUUCCAAAUGGGAUUGGAACUCUAUUGGGUGCCGUGCAAUUGCUCGUGUAUGGCUACUACAGCAGGAAAACAGAAGAGGAGUCUACUUUGCCAUUGUUGCCUUGAAAAUAAAUAAAUAAAUAGAAUGUGUAUUCAUUAAUUAUUCUUUUGAUUUGAUUGAUGAAUCAAAUAAUUGGGGGCAAACAUUAUUUUGAUCUUCGUCAUCUGUAUCAAUAAAAUAAUUAUUUAAAUUUGAUUUAUUAUUUUUUUUGGU
Messenger RNA from Zingiber officinale, 942 nucleotides. Its product is annotated as bidirectional sugar transporter SWEET2a-like. The transcript is spliced from 6 exons. NCBI's taxonomy places the organism in Eukaryota, Viridiplantae, Streptophyta, Magnoliopsida, Zingiberales, Zingiberaceae. Gene Ontology annotation, molecular function: sugar transmembrane transporter activity. The record is from RefSeq and is a predicted model, not a curated record. Gene Ontology annotation, biological process: carbohydrate transport. The coding region runs from base 117 to 794 and encodes 225 amino acids. Gene Ontology annotation, cellular component: membrane.